This is a messenger RNA of Cheilinus undulatus (humphead wrasse), 2376 nucleotides long. RefSeq names its product septin 2 (gene septin2). Bases 159 to 1238 code for a protein of 359 amino acids. The transcript has 13 exons. Gene Ontology annotation, cellular component: cell division site; microtubule cytoskeleton; synaptic vesicle. The record is from RefSeq and is a predicted model, not a curated record. NCBI's taxonomy places the organism in Eukaryota, Metazoa, Chordata, Actinopteri, Labriformes, Labridae. Gene Ontology annotation, molecular function: GTPase activity; GTP binding; molecular adaptor activity. Gene Ontology annotation, biological process: regulation of exocytosis; cell division; cilium assembly.
CAUUGUGGUCUGUGUGUGUUAAAGGAAGCUGCUGCACCGGAAUCUGAAGAAUUUGAGGUGUCCGCCAAGUCUACUGUUCAUCGUCGGCUCGACUAUCUGUACCUCCAGCUACACUGUACUUUCAGCGGACAAACUAAAAGGGCUAUCAAGGAGAAAAGAUGUCUCAGGCUGACAAAAUGAAGCAGGGACAGUUCAACAACCCUGAGACUCCAGGGUACGUUGGAUUUGCCAACCUGCCAAAUCAGGUUCACCGCAAGUCAGUAAAGAAGGGAUUUGAGUUUACGUUGAUGGUGGUAGGUGAAUCUGGACUUGGGAAAUCCACCCUGAUCAACAGUCUCUUCCUCACCGACCUUUACCCUGAGAGGGUCAUCCCUGGAGCAGCAGAAAAGAUUGAAAGGACAGUUCAGAUUGAGGCAUCGACAGUUGAAAUUGAAGAGCGAGGAGUGAAGCUGCGUCUCACUGUGGUCGACACACCAGGAUACGGGGACGCCAUCAACAGCCAAGACUGUUUCAACACCAUCAUCAGCUACAUAGACGACCAGUUUGAGCGUUACCUCCACGAUGAGAGUGGCCUGAAUCGCAGACACAUUGUUGACAACAGAGUUCACUGCUGCUUCUAUUUCAUCUCCCCACUUGGUCAUGGCCUGAAACCUCUGGAUGUUCAGUUCAUGAAGGCCAUCCACAAUAAGGUCAAUGUGGUUCCUGUCAUUGCCAAGGCAGACACGCUCACCCUCAAAGAGAGGGAGAGGCUCAAGCGCAGGAUUCUGGAUGAGAUUGAUGAACAUGGAAUCAAGAUUUACCACCUUCCUGAUGCUGAGUCAGAUGAAGAUGAAGACUUCAAAGAGCAGACCAGGAUCCUCAAGGCUAGCAUUCCAUUUGCAGUUGUUGGAUCCAACCAGCAGAUUGAGGCCAAGGGGAAGAAGGUGAGGGGCCGUCUGUACCCCUGGGGAGUUGUGGAGGUGGAGAAUCCAGAGCACAAUGAUUUCCUCAAGCUUCGGAUCAUGCUGAUAACCCACAUGCAGGAUCUGCAGGAAGUGACCCAAGACCUCCAUUACGAGAACUUCCGCUCAGACCGCCUGAAGCGGGGUGGCAGAAAGGGACCGGAGCCAGAGGAAAUGGACAAGGACAUGAUCCUGCAAGAGAAGGAGGCUGAGUUGAGACGUAUGCAGGAGAUGAUCGCUAAGAUGCAGGCCCAGAUGCAGAAGCAGGGAGACGGAGAAGAAGGACAACAUGUGUGAAAAGACAAAGGUUUUUGAGCCACUGCCAGAGUUUGAUUAUAGAAGAACGACUGAUAGCAGAGAAGGUGAAAAGGCCUUCUGGUUAUUCACUCGUACUGUUUGCCACUAUUUUUAAUUCCAAUCCUUUAUGGGAUCUGGAUUCCUUUUUAAAGUAAAAAACAUACAGCAAAGUAUACUCAAACAGUGUUAUGUUUGUAUAUUCACACACGGUUCUUUUUUUUUUUUUUUUUCAUUUUUUAAUUUUUGUUUUCUUUUGUUAAACUUUUGCCAGUGUAAAAUGAAGUUACGCGACCCAUAUCUAAAAACUAGUGACAUAUUUUCUCAUGCCACAAAACCAUCAGGAUGCCCUUUUACUCUUCUUUUUUUGUAUUAAUUAAACCAAAGUUUUUCUGCUUUUUGAGUGCUUUUAGUCCUAAAAAAUCCCUCAGAGCAGGGGGUGAGUUAUUGGGAAAGUCAGUUAUGAGGAUAACAUGUAGCAGAAGUAGCUUGUCAUGCAAUUGUUGCGCCAUAAUCUUAAUGUUCAUUACAUGUUUCUAUAUUCCCUCUUUAAAGAAGCAACAGCUAAAGCAUUGAUAAGGAUUUACUCUGUAUUAUUCACAUCCCCCAACUCAUCUGCAUGAAGCUGUCGACUCUGUCUGGUAAAACUUGAGAUACAUUUUCCUCUAGUGCUCUUCUGGGAUCAGUUUCUCCCUCUUGUCCAAACUUAUUCAGUAGUGCAGUUCUCGAUCGGUGUCUUUAUGAUGGAUUUCAAGUGUUGUUGAGCUCCUUUUCAGUUUGAUAUGAUAAAAAAGAAACUGUGACACUUGCAGUCUUCCUCUCAAAUGAAGGACGGGCCAUUAAGGCGCCACACCUCCGUUUGGUGCUUUUAGCCAUCUUGAUGUAAUCUCUCCACUCUGUAAAGUUGAAGUCAUGUGCCAGGGAGCAUUGACUGUUUGAGUCCAGAUGCUGACUACUCUGGGGUUUCCAUUACAACAGAGAUUACAGGCAACUUGAUGAAGCCAGUGUAGCCAACGUUUCCCUCACCAGCCAAGAUGUGAGCUCUUGACAUUCCUCUUUGUGCUGUUUAUACCCAAUAGUAAAAAAAGAACCAAAUAUUGUUUUUGAUGCAUAUAUUGUAAUAAAAGUUUUAUUAACCUUU